AUGAGUGCGGGCGUAAGGACCUACCCCGCCCACACGGAUAUGGGUUCACUGAACGAAAUCACGUCAGACUUCGAAAUCGAUAUCCUCUUUACACAACUGUGGAGGGAUGAAUCGCUUUCAUUUGCACAUAUGUUGGCAUGCAAAAGGAACAUAACUAUGGAGCCACGCAUGUUGCAACGGAUCUGGACGCCCAACACCUGUCUGAUCAACUCGAAAAGGACAAUGAUUCAUGCAUCGCCUAGUGAAAACGUGAUGCUAAUCCUCUAUGAGAAUGGUACGGUAUGGAUAAAUCAUCGUCUGUCCGUAAAAUCUCCGUGCAAUCUCGAUUUGCGGCAGUUUCCAUUUGAUGUGCAGAGCUGUAUUCUCAUCCUGGAGUCAUACAGUCAUAAUGCUGAAGAGGUGCAACUACGAUGGAUGGAAGAGGCGGUGACGUUGAUGAAGCCAAUUCAGCUACCAGACUUCGACAUGGUUCAUUACGAGACUAAAAAGGAGAACCUACUCUAUCCAAAUGGUUACUGGGAUCAAUUACAGGUCUGUUUGAGAAAGGAAAUAUCUCGAACUGCACUAAUAAAGGAAGGCUCCUAG
Molecule: messenger RNA, 585 nt
Organism: Cooperia oncophora
Lineage: Eukaryota; Metazoa; Nematoda; Chromadorea; Rhabditida; Trichostrongylidae
Source: the annotation of a GenBank genome assembly